Molecule: messenger RNA, 2363 nt
Organism: Mucor mucedo
Lineage: Eukaryota; Fungi; Mucoromycota; Mucoromycetes; Mucorales; Mucoraceae
Product: Sec7 domain-containing protein
Exons: 2
Coding region: 30-1874 (614 amino acids)
Biological process (GO): regulation of ARF protein signal transduction
Molecular function (GO): protein binding; phospholipid binding; guanyl-nucleotide exchange factor activity
Source: RefSeq, a predicted model, not a curated record
UAAAAUAACAACUUUGAGUACACAUUAAUAUGAACUCAUCUAUUAAAUCAUCCACAUCAUACAUUUCAUUAAAGAUGAACAAAUCUAGCUCAUUCUUAAAAAAGAUGGUUAAAACCAACAAGCCAUCUGUUAAGUUGACAUCAGCACAAAAGGAAGCAGCACUUCCAUUUGUGCAACCCACCAAAAAAUCAAAGUCUUUAAAGCAAUUUUUCAAAAAGAUCACUUCUAAAUCUUUAUCCACAGCCGAAACACAAAAGACACAAUACAAGCUCACAUUCAUUCCUAUCACUAAAAACAACGAAACUGUCAGCGAAUCCACUGAAAUUGUCUUAUACGAUAUCGAAACUAGCUCAACCACAACAACCGAUAUUACCGAACCAGCACAACGUAUUUGGGAUCAAGAUACCACAGUCUACAGCAGCUUAGAUAAAGUUGUUGAAUGGAUUGGUAAUGGUAAAGAAUCCAGCAACUCCAUUCUUCAAUCAUACAUGUCUUUAUUCGACUUCAAAGACUUGAAACUUGAACAAGCUUUCCGCAACUUAUGUUCAAAGCUCUACCUUAAAGGUGAAACACAACAAAUCGAUCGUGUCUUACUUCAAUUCUCUGCUCGCUACUUCGAGUGCAACCCUAAAUGCAUCUUUGGUGCUGUCGAUGUUGUCCAUGCUAUUGUAUAUUCUCUUUUACUUUUAAAUACUGAUCUUCAUGUUGCUCAAGGUGACUACAAGAAAAUGACCCAAUCUGCAUUUAUCAAGAAUACGAUGAGUGCUAUCUCUUCUGGUACUCCUGCAUAUAUCUGCAGCAGUCCUUCAUCACAAUCAUUUGAUUGGACCCCUCUUCAACGCAUCCCAAGCAGUACCAGUGAAAUCUCUAAUGAAUCUUCUUCUUAUACCCGUUCUGUUGAUUCUACUAUUCCUCGCAACUUGUCAAGCUUGUCUAUUGGCUCUAAGACUUGGGAAAUGGAACUCAAGCAAGUUCUCAAGCAAAUGUAUUCUAGUAUUCGUCACUGCCAAAUUACCAACCCUUCUUCUCCCCCUACUUCUAUUCACACCAACAGCAGCCGUGUUAGUGCCUUCAAACGUAGUGUUGGCUCUAUUAUCAAGAAGAAAGCUGUCUCUGAUAACGAAGACUCUGUAACUAUUAAAUCUGUAAGAUCAUCUGUCUCCUCUUCUAUGCAAACCACAAAUGCUCCUUACUAUAAGGAAGGCUCAGUUAUUCGUAAGCAUCUUUUAGCUGCCAAGGACCAAAAAGCCAGUCACCGUGAAUGGAAGCAAUGUUUCAUGGUCAUUGAACGUAGCCAAAUCACCAUGUACAAGACUUGCUCUACUUCUGAUGCUCAAAUCAUUGAGUCUAUUGACCUCAAGCAUUCUCUUGCUACUGCUCUUCCUUCUGGUUAUAGCAGCCAGCGCCAACACGCUUUCACCAUUGAGCAAUCCAAUGGUUCAGUUCACGUGUUCCAAACUGUUUCUGCCCAACAAGUUGAAGAGUGGGUUUCCAUUUGCAACUACUGGGCUGCUCGUGAAUCUAAGGAGCCUUUAGUUGGUGGUAUCAGCUCUAUGGAAUAUGGAUGGGGCCAAUGUUUAGAAAAUAUGUCCUCUACUAUGAUCCAUGAAUGGCAAUCACCUGCUUCCCCUUAUAUCAGCAGUGUCUUGGAAGAGUCAGCUCAAUAUGAAGUCCUCCGCAACUAUGUCUAUGAAUUAACUAUGCAAUUGGAUCAACAUCGUGAUAUCAAGUCUAAAAUGAUCUCUCACUUCACUGGUUCCAAAUCUUAUGCUAAAGCUAUGAACAACUGGGAAAACAAGUCUCACUAUCUCUUACGUGAGAUUAUCAAGUACCAAAACUACUGUAAUUCUAUUGAAAAGUCUCUUUCUUUAUAAGCCUCUCUCCCCUAAUCUGGCAUAAUUUGUAUUUAUAAACCCUGUAUCUAUAUUUGUAUUUUCUGUAUAAAAAUAAAAAUCAAACACCACUGUAUUGUAUCAUAUAAAAACUUGUCUUUCUCCUUUUCUUUUCAUUUUUUUUUUUUUUUUGUCCUUUAAAUUCAUCUUUUCUUCAGUACAUGCUUUCUAUAAAUAUUAGCCCAUGCUUUAAUCGAAACGGUUUUCCACCCUCACACACACAAAUUAUUUUUCAGGGGUAAACGUUUUUAUUUUGGCCGUUGGUAGUUAAAUUACAGAUGCAAAUAUAAAAAUAAAAUAAAAGGCUUAUGUUAAAUUCCAAUAAACAAACGAUUACUUUCAUCUCAUUUUAUAACUGAGCGUCUGUAUCACUUGUUGACGGAUUCUCUUUAGCUGACAAAUUAAGAACUGUUUAUGAUUAAUAAACAUCAGAAUUGGAAAAAUGACAUAAUCGUAUCUAUAAAAAGUUUU